Molecule: messenger RNA, 1468 nt
Organism: Mya arenaria
Lineage: Eukaryota; Metazoa; Mollusca; Bivalvia; Myida; Myidae
Exons: 8
Coding region: 178-1401 (407 amino acids)
Source: RefSeq, a predicted model, not a curated record
AACUGAUAGUUCAUUGGUAAUUAAAGUAUUGAUUAAGUCGUGAAUUUGUGAACUGGCUUUUUAAAAUGUUCGUCAAGAGAUGAGAUUUAUACAGUAAAGUACAUUACAUGUUAAAUUAGGAAAGUGUUCUUUCUUGAAAGGCUGACGACUGUAUAACCCACACCACCCCUGGACACGAUGGACGAGCGAGUUGGUUCCGUGAUGCGGGUGUUAACGGCCAUGGAGGAGUUGGACCAUAGCGAGCUGACGCGGGGAAAUGUGAAGGCCGCGUCCAGAGCCGUCGACAGUAUCAACAACGAGCUCAGGAAAGAGACUGGUGUAGAAAGCGUGACGGCAAACUUCGUCAAACUAUUGUCACUGGCGGAGAAAGGCAACUGGACAGAACUUCGCCAUGCCCGAGAUAACGGCAUCAUGCCUAACGCCAGGCUAGAGAUGGACGGGCUUGUCAGCAAACUUCACAAAACGCCAACACCCUCUCCCGGGCCUCCUGGACCCCAGCAGCGGAUGACACCAAUCGAUCGUGGAUACCCACCGCAGCACACGGCGGAGAGCGAGAAGGAGUUCCUCCGCCGAAAGCGGGAAAAGGAGUUGCAAACGAGGGAUCGGCGCCGAGUGGAACCCACCAGCUACUCAGCCACACCGCCUACCGAGUAUGAUAGGAAUGACCUGCGACGCCGCGAUGACCCGAAACAAGUUAACGCAGCUAUCAGCCAGCUGGCUUCUGAGCGGCUGCGUGGCGGAAGGUCGGUGACGUUGGCGGAUGUGGCGACGCCACAGAACGUUGCCAGUAUGUUCACGGAAGUGUACAACCGUGAAUGGACCACUGCGUAUGAAGAGCUGAACAAGGUGUACAGGGACGGCGCGGAGACCAUACAACAUUUGACUAAAAUCCUACAGAACGCCUACGACUUUUGUCUGAAGUAUGCCGAGAGUCAAAUCAUGAACAUGCUGAUACACGUGGAGAAUGAGAUGCUAUAUCCAAACAUUUCAAAGGAUUCAAGGUCAGCGUUGGAGGCUCAAGUGCGGCCCGACAGGAGCUUGGUUGGGCUCAUCAGAGAGAGUGACGACAUGGUCAGGGAGUACCGGAAGUAUGGGGCCGCCGCCUCUCUUCCAGUCAUUAAGUGGAUGUUUUACGAAGACGUCCUGAAAACAAUCCAUCAUGCACAGCAUCCAACCAACGCCCAAAUCGCUUUCAUCGACCGUUGUAUUGACGUCUGUUGGCUCAUGGCCACCCAGAACGCCCCAAUGCAUCUAGAGUUCUGUCGCCCUGGGGAUCGCCCCUCCAGCUACUUCCGGCCGCUCACGCGUAUGGGCAACUCGGUUCAGAACUGCGUGUGGCCGGCGUUGUUCCUCCACAAGGGAGGAAAACUCAUGGAGAAAGGCGUGGCGCAUCUCGCAUAGUUAACUUCCAUGAACUUUAGAACACUGAACUGCAUUGAAAACAGCAUUUUGUAAAUUGUACCGAUUU